Molecule: messenger RNA, 2287 nt
Organism: Sapajus apella (tufted capuchin)
Lineage: Eukaryota; Metazoa; Chordata; Mammalia; Primates; Cebidae
Product: spectrin beta chain, non-erythrocytic 1-like
Exons: 5
Coding region: 443-1396 (317 amino acids)
Source: RefSeq, a predicted model, not a curated record
AAAAAAAAAAAAAGUUUUAAAGUCCUGGGUAGGGGGACAUUAAGGAAGGAAGAAUGGGAGUCAGAAAGGCAUGCAGAGAAAUUGAGUUAGCCAAGUUAAAAAGUGAUCUAGGCCAGUUCUUAAAAGAGCAACAGGUGUUUGCUGGAGAGUAGGCUUUAAGUUCUUGGCAGAGAGCAAAGCAUCGACAGGCCUGGGCACCUUGCUGUUUCAAGGAACUGAUCCCUUGAGUGGUGAGGCAGAAAACCCAGGCCGCCUCCCCGGACCUUCCCCUUAACCCCGGGCCCCACGCUUCCAACCUGACCCGGGUCCCUCCAUCCCUAGAUCGAGAAAAUCAAGGCGGAACAGAGCAAGCAGCCGCCCACCCCGCUGCUGGGGCGCAAGUUCUUUGGGGACCCCACGGAACUGGCGGCCAAGGCGGCGCCCCUGCUGAGGCCAGGGGGCUAUGAAAGGGGCUUGGAGCCCCUGGCCCGCCGGGCCUCGGACACGCUGUCGGCCGAGGUGCGGACCCGGGUGGGGUACGUGCGCCAGGAGCUCAAGCCCGAGCGCCUCCAGCCGCGCAUUGACCGGCUGCCGGAGAUCCCGGGGAGGGUGGAGCCCGCAGCCCCGCCGGCCGCACCACAGGAGGCGGCGGAGACCCCCGCGACCCCCGCGGCCCCCGUGGUGGCGGAGCAGGUCCGGUCGCGGCUGGAGCGCCAGGAGUCAGCUGAUCGCGCGGAGGAGCUGCCCAGGAGGCGGCGGCCCGAGAGGCAAGAGUCGGUUGAUCAAUCAGAGGAGGCUGCGCGGAGGCGGCGGCCGGAGCGGCAGGAGUCAGCGGAGCACGAGGCGGCACACAGCCUUACCCUGGGCCGCUACGAGCAGAUGGAGCGACGGCGCGAGCGGCGUGAGCGGCGCUUGGAGCGGCAGGAGUCCAGUGAACAGGAGAUGCCCAUCAGAGGAGACCUGGUCAAGGGGAAGGCCACCCUGGCUGACAUUGUGGAACAGCUGCAGGAGAAAGAGGCAGGCCCAGGGCUGCCUGCUGGGGUCGUGGAUGAGCCUGUACUGUGUGCUUAGUAAGGGGGAACUGGGCUUCUACAAGGACUCCAAGGGCCCGGCAUCUGGGAGCACACACGGUGGGGAGCCGCUGCUCAGCCUGCACAAAGCCACCAGUGAGGUGGCUAGUGACUACAAGAAAAAGAAGCAUGUCUUCAAGCUCCAGACCCAGGAUGGCAGUGAAUUUUUGCUCCAGGCAAAAGAUGAGGAGGAGAUGAAUGGCUGGCUGGAGGCUGUGUCUGUCUCAGUGGCGGAACACGCAGAGAUCGCCCGCUGGAGCCAGACACUACCCACUACUUCAUCCACAGACGAAGGCAAUCCCAAGAGGGAAGGCGGAGACCGCAGGGCCAGUGGGCGCAGGAAGUGACUUCCCAUUCCCAUGGCCUGACACAUCUCGUCGCCCCUCUUUUCCGCACUGUGGGCACAAAGACACUUUUUUUUCCACAGGGGCGGGAGCCCCUAGUUCCAACACUGAGGACGCGUGACAUGGUGGGCACUGGAAAGGAGGGGACUUCUCCUGCACCCCAAGAAUUGGUGGGGAGAUUGCUGCCCCUAUAGCCAUAUUUCGGCCCCUUCCCACUCACCACCCCCACCCCAGGUGCUGGGGCUCCCUUAUUUUUAUGCAAUAACUGAGCUUGAUGGGGGUGGGCAGGGGGCCAGUUGAGCCAAGCCCCCUGCCCCUAUCUGCAGAUCCUGCCCCAAGAAGCUGGGGUGGUGGGGGCGAUAAAUCCUGCCCCCCUUUCCGCCCUAGGGAUGGGCAUGGGGGCGCUGGUGAGGUCCCCUGGACCAUCCAGGGUGCUAGGGGGUAGGGAGGGGACACCCCCUCCCCGCCUUUACCUCACUUCCAAUGCUGCCUUGAUCUCUGUCUGGGAGGGGGGAGUUAAGGGGCCUUAGCCCCUGCACUCUGCCGCCUCAGAGCCAUGCGGUUAAUUCCUGACUUAGUUUAUUUUUGCAAAACGUCGACCUCCUCCUCCCCCGCCCCGCAUCCGCGAAGGCUUUUAAUGGGAGGAGCGUCAAAGCUCAAAACUGUUCCUCUCUCCUCCCCCCUCCAGUUGUAAAUGCCACUUCAUGAGGGGAGGGGCGAGGGGAAGCCCUCCCCCUGCAUGCUUCUGGCUGGAGCACCUCCCUGGGGAGUGGGGGGACUGGGUUGUGGGCAGCCCCCAUGGCCGCCUGGAGAAGCCGCUGGGGCCCGGGAGUGUGGGGCGGUGUGACGGGCGCACACUGUAUGUACCUAUAAUAAACCCUUUGGCUUUGACGG